AUGGGGCUGCUGGCGGCCCUGUGCCGGGUCCUGUUGCUUUGCGUGCUCAACCUUGGUCAGUGCCUUGCCAAGGGGCCCUGUGGCCCAGGCCGCUACCUGAAUGGGACAGGGACCAACUUGAGGUGCUGCAGCCCUAGUUCCCCAGGCAAGGCCUAUGCUAUAAAGGAUUGUGAGUGUGUCCAGCCGGAGUAUCACUGUGGUGACCCUGAAUGCCAGACCUGCAAAUACCACCCCUGCCCACCAGGCACAGAGGCACAGCCUGAAGGGAAGCUCAAGUAUGGCUUCACGUGUGUCAGCUGUGCUGUGGGGACCUUUUCCCAGGACCAUCAGGGCCGCUGCAGACCUUGGGCAGACUGUAGCCAGUUUGGGUUUCUCACCAUGUUCCCUGGAAACAAGACCCACAACGCAGUGUGCCUCCCUGGGCCACUGCCCACAGAGCCACACAGCCAGCUGACCACUGUCCUCCUUGCCAUGGCCUCUUGCAUCCUUGUCCUGACCACUAUCCAGCUGGGCUUGCACAUCUGGCAGCUGAGGCGGCAGUUCAUGUGGCCCCAAGAGACUCAACCACUCCUGGAGAUGCUGCCACCACCUGCUGAGGACACCUACAGCUGCCAGUUUCCUGAGGAGGAGCGGGGGGAGCGGCUGGAGGAAAAGGGCCAGCUGGGGAACCAGUGGGUUCGUGGGAGAGCGACCCUGGUCUGAAGAGAGGCCAUGUCUGCUGUGCUGGGCAGGGUGGCGUGAGCCCCCUGUGGCCUGAGGAGCAAUUGAGAGGGGCCCCCAGAGGCUAUGACGCAGAUGCCCCCUGUUGCCCAGACAUCAUCCACCCAGGACAGCACCUUGAAGUUCUCAUCAAUCAAGAAAUCACAGCCAAUGAGGUCGAAGUAACCCAGCUUUCGCUCCAGCUUGGACUUGACUGCCAGGAAGCAGUGGGUCAUGAUCUGCUGCAUCCGCCUCUGUGGGUGAGGUG
Messenger RNA from Fukomys damarensis (Damara mole-rat), 967 nucleotides. RefSeq names its product TNF receptor superfamily member 18 (gene Tnfrsf18). The transcript has 7 exons. Bases 1 to 702 code for a protein of 233 amino acids. Gene Ontology annotation, cellular component: plasma membrane; external side of plasma membrane. Gene Ontology annotation, molecular function: tumor necrosis factor receptor activity. Gene Ontology annotation, biological process: negative regulation of apoptotic process; positive regulation of cell adhesion. The record is from RefSeq and is a predicted model, not a curated record. Lineage: Eukaryota; Metazoa; Chordata; Mammalia; Rodentia; Bathyergidae.